GUAGAGUAUUGGAUUUCUUUACUGGACCCUCUUUAGGAGAAUCUAAUACUAUUCAGCCCAUGGCAGCCGAUCCUAUUAAUCGUCAAUGCACUUAUUUACGUUGCCAAGACCAAACGCCAAACACCAUGUCAUCCCCACAGACUCUUCCUCCUCCGGUUGCUUGGGCACAGAGGAAAAACCUGGUGUUCCUCACAAUCUGUUUGGAGGACUGCCAGAGUCCUACCAUCAACAUAGAAGAAAACAAAUUAUUUUUCAAAGGCACUGGUGGCACAGAAAAGAAAGAUUAUGAAUAUACUUAUGAGUUCUAUAAGGAAAUUGACCCUGAAAAAAGCCGUAGCUUUGUCCGUGACCGUAACAUAGAAUUAGUAUUGGUAAAGAAAGAAGAUGGACCUUUCUGGCCACAUCUUCUUAAACAGAAAAUGAAACAGCACUGGCUUAAGGUAGACUUCAGCAGGUGGAAGGAUGAAGAUGAUAGUGAUGAUGAAGGAGAAGGUCAGAACCAAGACCUGGAAGAGGUGAUGCGUCAAAUGGGUGGUUUGGGUGGAGACAGCCGACCAUCUUUGGAUGAUCUUGAAGAUGAAGACUCGGAUGAUGAAGACCUACCUGACUUGGAGUAAUUGCAUCUUGAGCCUGCAGAAGCCUUGGCGGACCAUGCGUUCAUGGGGGGCAAGAAAGCUACAACAAACUCAGAGUUGGCUGGGCUGUAGCUCCCUAAAUCGAGUGCGUGCAAAUUCCAUGGUGACCUGCUGAGGGACAAUGUUGAUAUGUAACUAUCUUGUGGGGCUUUGUGCACGUGAGAGACUUGUGUCAGUAUCUGCCUACCCCCAUGUGAAAGGUCAAAGGUCGCAGUGCUAAUGGACUAAUGGCUUUAUACCUUUCCAAUACAAGGAGAUAAACAUACCAAACCCCUUCUUCAGUAAUACAUAAGUUUAACAAAUAUGAACCAAGCUUGCAACCAAACAUCCUUUACAGCUUUUAUAGAAAAAAAAUGCCAAAUUCUAAUUCUCAUCUGGCAGUUGAGAAAAUGUUAAAUUUCUAUCUAAUGGCAUACAAGGGUUUUUUGCUUGGAAUCCUUGAUGCCAGUGUGUGUUGGUGGUACUUAGAAUAAACUAUUUCGAUUAAUAAGAUGGGUGGGGUAAGUAGAUGGUCUUAAUGUUCAUAAUGAGGGAUGUAAUUUUCAUAUGGAAGUGUUAGUACUUGUACUUUCCUUGAGAGGAUUGUUCAUUAUUUUCCUUUUAAUUACAGACCAAUCAGCCAGUAUAUGUUAAACCAAAGGAUGGAGCUUUUAUAAGUUUGUAGUAAUAGUCCAAUGAGCGUAAAAAAAAUGUCGAGUUAUGAGGGUUAAUUAUGUAUACAAGGUGUAGUUGUUAUUAAAAGAGUACCUGUAUGUAAUAUAAUAUUAGUUUGAGUUGGUUUCAUACAUUUUGUAACAUGAAUGUGUGUCCAUAUGUGAGAAGGUGAUCUUGAUACGUGUGUUUGUGAAGGGAAAAAGGAUUGUUAAGGAAUUGUUACCCCUUAAUACUAGCCGCAUACAGAUGUCUGCUGAGGCGCAACUUCCUAGGACGGCCGCAGAUGUUGAUAAGGAAACAAUGUCAUAGACCAUCUAUUUGCCUUAGUGUCAACACAAAGGUUUCUUACAAAUACCAUAUCAUCAUAGAAACUUUUGAAAUCAAACAAUGUCUUCAGCAUUGAUGGAUUUUUUUAACACCCAGAUCACCUUUUUACUGUUAACAGAACACCCACAUACCUAAAAUUUAACUUCCAAUACACAAAUCACAAGA
Molecule: messenger RNA, 1781 nt
Organism: Homarus americanus (American lobster)
Lineage: Eukaryota; Metazoa; Arthropoda; Malacostraca; Decapoda; Nephropidae
Gene: p23
Product: prostaglandin E synthase 3-like
Exons: 5
Coding region: 60-617 (185 amino acids)
Biological process (GO): chaperone-mediated protein complex assembly; protein folding
Cellular component (GO): nucleus; cytosol
Molecular function (GO): protein-folding chaperone binding; Hsp90 protein binding
Source: RefSeq, a predicted model, not a curated record